This is a messenger RNA of Galleria mellonella (greater wax moth), 5425 nucleotides long. RefSeq names its product mitochondrial folate transporter/carrier. Gene Ontology annotation, cellular component: mitochondrion. The coding region runs from base 208 to 1167 and encodes 319 amino acids. Gene Ontology annotation, molecular function: folic acid transmembrane transporter activity; FAD transmembrane transporter activity. Gene Ontology annotation, biological process: nucleotide transport; folate import into mitochondrion. NCBI's taxonomy places the organism in Eukaryota, Metazoa, Arthropoda, Insecta, Lepidoptera, Pyralidae. The record is from RefSeq and is a predicted model, not a curated record. The transcript has 6 exons.
AUUCAAUCUAUUCAUUCGUUUCAUUGUCGUCGAGUCGUUGCACGUAAUUUCGUGGGGUUAAUUUUAUGAGCAAUAUGAAAAGUGAAGGCUGUUUUUUAUUUAAUUUAUUUAACGAGUUCGGGGAAAGUGUGUGCCGGUAGAUAUAGCUCAAUUAUAGUCCUGCAAGAUGUGUAAAAAAUUUUUGUCUGUGAUCUAGUUUAAAACGUCAUGACUACAAUGAAGAAUCCAAAUUCGUCGUCUUCUAAGCUCGCUCUUCUCAGUCAUAUAAAAUAUGAGCACCUGGUAGCUGGCAUAUCAGGUGGCGUGACAUCUACUUUGAUUUUGCACCCUUUGGAUUUGAUAAAAAUUAGAUUUGCUGUAAACGACGGCAGGACCGCUACAGUACCGAGAUACGAUGGACUUGGCAGCGCUUUCGUAACAAUAGUUAAGAAGGAGGGAGUAAAAGGACUCUAUAGAGGCGUCACUCCCAACGUUUGGGGCUCCGGGUCGGCGUGGGGAUUUUAUUUUCUAUUCUAUAACGCAAUAAAGACAUGGAUUCAAGGGGGCAACGCCCGUACACCUCUUGGACCAGGCCUCCACAUGUUGGCAGCCGCCGAAGCUGGAGUCCUGUCCUUGGUUAUGACGAAUCCCAUCUGGGUGGUAAAGACCAGGCUGUGCUUGCAGUACAGCGAGGAACACUUGGCCGAGCACAAGAGAUACAAGGGCAUGGUCGACGGCUUGACCAAGAUAUACAGGACGGAGGGCAUCAGGGGGCUUUAUAGGGGGUUUGUGCCAGGCAUGUUUGGAGUAUCACACGGCGCCUUGCAGUUCAUGACAUAUGAGGAAAUGAAGAAUCGUUACAACCAGUACAGGAAUUUGCCUAUUGAUAUAAAAUUGACGUCAGUGGAAUAUCUGACAUUCGCUGCGAUAUCCAAACUGAUCGCCGCCGGCGCCACGUACCCGUACCAGGUGGUGAGGGCGCGCCUCCAAGACCACCACCGCAGCUACGACGGCGCCUGGCACUGCAUCCGCGAGACGUGGAGGCACGAGGGAUGGCGGGGUUUCUACAAGGGUCUGAAGCCAAAUUUGGUGCGGGUGGUGCCGGCCACAAUGAUCACGUUCUUGACAUACGAAAACAUGUCGCAUUACCUGUUGAAAAGUGCGCGGGAAAUAAAGCUGCCAUCUUAGUAAACGGGAAGGAGGCGGGUGAUUUGAUUUUUGAAAUAAGAACAUCAUGUUCUUAGUUCAAAAUAAAAAAAAAAUUGAAACAAACUUUUUAUAUUAAUUUCGAGGCAAAGGUCGUCGUUGCGAUAAUCCUUUAUAUGCUAUUGGAAUUUAUAUUUACUUAUUUAAUGACUUGUGCGAUAAUUAAUCAGGCCCUCUAGACAAGUGGUUCCAUCGACGAAUUCGCUUGUCACUUGUCUAGCGGGCCAGUUUUAUCAGUUCUUGCAUAUCAGAGAUGAGUAUUAAUAACUAGCUUUUUGCCUGCUACUUCUGUGAACGAGUGAAUUUCAGAAGUAGGAAAACCAAUGAAAUAGACCACUACCAUACGCCAUAUCAAGAUAAGCCAUAUACUACAUUUUCAAUUAGAUCUUCAAGACCACAACUAUGAAAACCGCAUCUAACUUCCAUCAGCCGGAUCGAACAAAUUUUUAAACACGACUGUUUUCGCUUCUAUUGCUUUUCUUAGGAUCCCUGAUAUCAAUUUUUCUUUAAUAUGAGAGAUAUUAUGUAUAGACAUUGACUUCUUACAAUUUUACUGUAUUUGUAAAAUAAUUUUUCAAAGUCAAAUAUUGUAAUUAUGAAAAGCACCACGGUAUACGCCUAGUGUCGUAAUGGGUUGCCAAUUGCCAUUCAUGGGAAUUGUUUUAUCUCAAUACCGUGUAAUAAUAUUGUAUUGUAAAAUUCUUUAUUAUUCAUUAUUUCAUAAUUAACAUUGGACACAAAAAAGAUAUAUAUAUAUAUAUAUAUAUAUAUAUAUAUAUAUAUAUAUAUAUAUAUAUAUAUAUAUAUAUAUAUAUUUAUACUUAAUGCUAAAAGCAUUCUCUCUAAAAUUACAUAUAUAAACGAAUAAAUAUAUAUAAAUAACAAAUAUACUUACACAUAUAUGACAUAUACUGUAAAAAAAAAACAACGUUCACAAAGUCGUAAAAAAGUGAGGGUAAACGUUUUUUUUGAAAGACGGUUUAGUUGGUAGUCUCUUAAUGGCAUCAGGAAGCGCGUUCCAGAGUCGUGAAGAAUGUAGGAAAAAAGAUGUUUGAAGCGAAACCAGGUCGGUAAGAGGGGAUACAAAUACAGGGUUGCACUGUUUCAUAUUUUUUGCCCUGGCUUACAAAUUAGGGUAACCUGUGUCUUGUAAGCCAGUUCCUUCCAGCCGUUGUAAGCCAGUUUUAUGAAUCUUAUCGGAUGUGGAUAUAUUGUUUGAAUGCGAAUACAUAUUCAUGAUUUGCUAUUAUACGUGAAUGCAUUUAUUAUUUCUAUGAUAAAAUGAAGAAUGGAAAACAAUAUAAUUGUAUGAUUGGAGUCUUAAUUGGAUUAAUUGAAUUAUAUUUUGAUAGGAUUUUAAUUUUUUUUUAAUCGGCCAGUAUUUUUGUGUAUGUUACGCUUUAUAUUUGCCAACUGUGCAUCGAUUUUUAAUGAUUCUUUGAUGAUAUCACAAUUAAAGUAGCCAUGAUUUUUGGUAAAUAUUUUUUAAAUUAUGAUAUCAUAUGCUGCGUCAUUUUUACCAUAAAAGUUCAGAAGUUCGAUGAUAAAAUAAAUUAUCAUCGUGGAUUUUUUCGGUCAUUCAUUAUCUGGUUACUAUAAUGGUUUUUUUAACGUCUAUAGUGUGUCCAAGUCCAUUUGAAGCCGAGCUAGUACCAAGAACUGAUUGACUGACUGUAAAAAGGAUUUUCCUGAGAGGAUUUUUUAUUUAAAGAAUACGAUAAAUAUGUGGCGAGGUACACUGAUAAAAUAUUAUUAGAAUGUACUAUAUAUAUAUAUAUAUUUUUAUUAUCGAGUAAUUGAAAAAGAUUUCUUAACGGACAGGUAAAUAGUAGUAUUAGCUAAUAAUUUCGACGCGGGUGUUUAAUGAAGUGACAGUUUAGCUGGUAAGAGUAUUGGCAACACUGUGGUAUGGAAGGCAAAUUAAUUAUAGUUCAGUUUAAUUCUUUUUUUAAAUUAGAGGUAAACUUGUUUUGACUCCUACCGGCACCUACCGGGUACAUUUUUUCUUAUCGAUAUCAACAGUAGCAACAGUAAACAAUACACAUUUACAAGACUUCAUUAAAAUCGUUUGAGCAAUUUCAAGAUUAGCUUGAAUGAACAUCGUGACACGACAUAAUUUGGAAAUUAAUUUUAAUAUAUAAAUAUAUUAAGAUUAAUUUACAAAUAAUAUUUUCUAAAAUCUUAUUCAUAAAAUCGUCAGAACUCUCAUAAACCUAUUUUAGCUAUUGUACUGUUUUGUUUAUGUCUUUUUUUGCUAAAUUCCCAAUUUAAAAAAAUGACAAAACAGUGCAGUAUUUAAAAUAGGUUUGAAGAAGAUUUUAGUUUUUAUGAAUAAGGGGGCAAAUUUAAAAAUUUUGAAUUGUGUACUUAUAUAUACUUGUUAUUAUAUAAUAGCAUUAAAGUACUUGUAUAUUUCAUAUACCUAUCUAAUUAAGGCUUAGUUUAAUUAAGUUUUAGGUUUAUUACAAAAUUAUAAUUAGGACUUGAGAUUCAUAAUUUAAGUAAAUUUUAUUAGAAUCACAAAAAUUAUCAUAAAACUAUAUAGGUAUUUAUUAGUUGACUCGAAAAACGUUUUGUACCACCCCUACCACAUUCAUGAAUUACCCAUCUAUUCGGGAUAAAAUUUAUAUUUUUUAGUCGAACAAAAUACAUAUUUACAAGAUUUCAUUAAAGUCAUGAAAUUCGAAGAUUAGCGUGAGCUAACAUCAUGCUACAGGAUUUUAAUAGAUUAAGAAUUGAACGUAGGCUGUGCACUUAUGCAGUUCCUUGUUGUAGUUUUAAUUUUCCUUAUAGAGUACACACGUAGGUACGAAUAUUUAUUAUAUUUUUAACCAGUUGUAAAAUUUAUGGUACAGUAGUCGUCUCCUCAAACUUCGAUUACAUAGUGUCUCCAUACAAAUACUUCACCAAAAAUAGGUGAACAUUUUUGUCCAUUUUUUAUUAAGUAUAUGGGAGAAACUAUGUAUAUGUAUGUAUUGGGAAAAUUAGAAAAAAGAAACAUUACAAAAUUUUUAUGAAUUUAUUUGAACCAAGAAAGUAAACAGAGGAUUCAUCCUUAUAUUUACUUUGAUUUAAAUUCAAGUAUACACUUAUAUUUUUGUUUUAAAUUAUUAAAUAUAGCCGCCAUAUUAAUUAAUGUAUUUAUAUUAAUUUGUUACCAAUUCGAAAAUAUGUAUGUUUAUAUAAAAAAUAAGUGAAAUUAAAAAAAAUCUAAGCUGAUUGUUUAAAUUUCACAUUUCUUUUUCUGUCUUGGAAAUUACUUGCAACAUAGAAAAAAAUUUGUUAUUUUUUUUUCAAAUUGUCAAAUUGGAAAAUCUUAAUUUCAAUUUAGUGUAUUAAAUGUUGACAUGUUUUUGAUACUCCAUGCUCUAUCUAUAUAAUUUAAAACAUUCAACCUAAUGAUGAGUGAAACAAUGAUGGAUAUAAAAAUUCUAGUUACUUUUUGAGUAGACUUAAAAUUAAGUCUUUUGAAAUUAUUAUCACAUAACGCUGAUUUUUAUAAAAUAAUUCAACAAUUUAUACGAUUUAGAUAGUUUAUUUAAUUUUUACUAGAUGGCGCUGUUUGAUAUGAGUAAUAUAUAAUAUAAGCAAACAAUAAUUAAUUAUGGUUGGACCUUAACACAGUCGGCUGAUGUCUAAUAGUAGGAUAUACCAAAAUUUAUUGAUUGAAUAUUUUGGUUUGUUUCAGCAACUUUAUUUAGAUAAUUUAUGUUAUAAUUUCAAUAAAACUUCACGUUAAGUUCUGUUGAAAUAGACUACGAUUCGCUUAAUUCCGAUUUUUAUCCCUCUGAUGUUGAUUUAGCAAAAAAGAAAUAUAGAACACUUAUAAUUUAUUUCAUGUUGCGUUGACAGAUAUAUAAUAGGAUAAAUUCACAGUUUCUAAAAUUGAAAUAUUCAUUUGGUAAUUUAGCGAAAAUAUGAUGGCAACAUUAAGAGUGAAAAAUAAAGAAUAGUGCUUCAGUGUCGACUCCAGUAUAUUAAAUUUUUUUUUCUUUGUGUUUCAGAAUGUUGAUGCUAUUAAAAAAUAUUUAGGUCUUAGUUAAUUUUUAUUUAUAAUAUGUUAGAUUAACAUAAUAAUUGAUCGUGUGAGUUUAUAGUGAGAUGGGCCAAUGCCAAUUUAUUUAAUAAAUACUAUUUGUAAUUAGGUAAAGUAAUAAUAAUUCUGCAAUGUUCUUUUAAUUUGUUAAAUAUCUUUAAGUGUGUAUGUUGUUAUUGUUGCAUAAAUAAAGCUGCAUGUAAU